UUGUAACUGCACCUACAGUCAAGAAGAAGCAAUUUGUAAAUAAUUUGUAGUUACUGUGGCUUCUUCAUAUGUUAAUAUUUUUUUACAAAAAUAAUAUACAAUGCAAGACGGCGAUGAACUUGCCAAUAACACUAAUUUAGUUUGUAAAGUUUGCGGGGAGCGCCAAUUUACAUUACGUGAAGGUUUCUACUACUGCCAGGAAUGCGGUACGAAGCAAGAACAAGUGCGUGCUGUGGAAAUCGAGCAAGAGGAAGAUUUUAUAGAAGGAAAAAAUAAGAAAAGGAUUAAAAUAAAAACGCUCAAAGCAGAGAAACCAAAUCUCACAUCAUGGGAAUGUUAUAAUUACAUUUUACGCGGUCUUGUCAACGAUCUGCUAUCGUUCGGUGCUAAAGAAGAGCUAAAAUUAAUGACACUUCAACUGUGGACAGCUUAUUUGCGACGAAAUGAAGUGGCAUUCUUUAGUAGAAAACGUGUUGAGUUGCCGAAGUUGGGCGUACGCUAUUUACAGAGAUUUACUUGCUUGCAAAACUAACGAAAA
Molecule: messenger RNA, 538 nt
Organism: Zeugodacus cucurbitae (melon fly)
Lineage: Eukaryota; Metazoa; Arthropoda; Insecta; Diptera; Tephritidae
Product: TATA box-binding protein-associated factor RNA polymerase I subunit B-like
Exons: 3
Coding region: 101-532 (143 amino acids)
Biological process (GO): RNA polymerase I preinitiation complex assembly; nucleolar large rRNA transcription by RNA polymerase I
Cellular component (GO): RNA polymerase I core factor complex; RNA polymerase transcription factor SL1 complex
Molecular function (GO): RNA polymerase I core promoter sequence-specific DNA binding
Source: RefSeq, a predicted model, not a curated record